AUGGUCUCGUUCAACUGCGAUGCGUGCGGCGAUGUGGUCAAGAAGCCCAAGCUGCUUCAGCACUACAACCGCUGUUACGCCCCCGUCACCUGCCUCGAUUGCUCGAUGCAAUUCAACUCGCCGAACGAGUUCAAGUCGCACAACAGCUGCAUCUCCGAGGCGGAAAAAUACCAGAAGACUGUCUACAAGGGUCCCGGCGGCGCAAAGGGGGCGCAGCAACGCCAGCUGAGCAGCAACGCUGCCUCGUCACCUGGCAAGCCGUCGCAGCACGAGACCAGCAACGUCGCCACUGCGCCUUCGAGGAGGUCGGGUGAGGAGGCUGAGGACGCGACUGCAGCCUCGACCAGCGAAUCUCCGAGCAAGAAGGACAAGAAGGACAAGAGGAAGAGAGACGACGCCGCUGGAGUGGCGGAAUCAGAGGCCGCCACGGAGCCCAAGGUCGACGACGAUCGAGAAGUUAAGAAGGCCAAGAAGGCCGAGGAGAAGGGCAAGAAGGGCAAGAAGGGCAAGAAGGACAAGAAGGACAAGCAGAAGGACAAGAAGGACAAGAAGAAGGAUAAAGAGGUCGCGGCCGCCACAGGCACCAGUGGCGACGACCGCUUUGAUCUCUCAAAGUUUGAGAAACCCACGCCCGCCAAGGUGCUAGCCGGCCCGGCCUCGGAUGCAGGCGGUGAUGCCGGAGGCGAUGACGACGACGACGACGAAGGCGAGCACGAGCAGGAUGACCCGAUGGACGAGGACAAGGUCAUCAAGCCGCUCAAUGCCGAAGAGCUCGAGGCGUUCAAGAAGAAGCAGCGCAAGCUCGGCAUCAUCUACAUCUCUCGCAUCCCUCCGGGCAUGACGCCUGCCAAGGUGCGACACAUCCUCAGCAACUUUGGCGAGGUCGGGAGGAUGUACCUCAAGGAUGGCAACCAGAAGCCGGGAGAAUACGGAAAGUCCAAGAAGAGGUCGUCUGCCUUCUACACCGAAGGCUGGGUCGAGUUCCUGUCCAAGAAGGUGGCCAAGGCCACGGCCGAGAUGCUCAAUGCGCAGCCCAUCGGCGCGCUGGCGGCGUCAAAGAGCAAGAACGGCGGCCUGCUCGCGGGCGGCGUCAAGGCGGGCAAGAACACCAAGCGCUUCCAGGACGAGGUGUGGACCAUGAAGUACCUCAAGGGCUUCAAGUGGCACAUGCUGAGCGAGCAGAUGGCCCAGGAGCGCGCCUCGCUCACAGCCCGGAUGCGCACAGAAAUGUCGCAGUCGGCCUAUGAGCAGAACGACUACCUGCGCAAGGUCGAGCGCGCCAAGAUGCAAAAGUAUAAGGCCGACAAGAAGCGCAAGCGCGCCGAGGAAAAGGGAGAGGCGCUUCCCGCCGACACGGCGCCCGAAAAGGGCUUCAAGACGUUCAAGCAGAAGCAGCCCGUGGUCAAGGACGUCCGCGACCAGCGCGAGGCCGAGGCGUGA
Pseudozyma flocculosa PF-1 is the source of this 1440-nucleotide messenger RNA. RefSeq lists its product as uncharacterized. The record is from RefSeq and is a predicted model, not a curated record. The transcript is spliced from 3 exons. Gene Ontology annotation, biological process: endonucleolytic cleavage in 5'-ETS of tricistronic rRNA transcript (SSU-rRNA, 5.8S rRNA, LSU-rRNA); small-subunit processome assembly; endonucleolytic cleavage in ITS1 to separate SSU-rRNA from 5.8S rRNA and LSU-rRNA from tricistronic rRNA transcript (SSU-rRNA, 5.8S rRNA, LSU-rRNA). Gene Ontology annotation, molecular function: RNA binding. Bases 1 to 1440 code for a protein of 479 amino acids. Gene Ontology annotation, cellular component: nucleolus. NCBI's taxonomy places the organism in Eukaryota, Fungi, Basidiomycota, Ustilaginomycetes, Ustilaginales, Ustilaginaceae.